Molecule: messenger RNA, 1590 nt
Organism: Cervus elaphus (red deer)
Lineage: Eukaryota; Metazoa; Chordata; Mammalia; Artiodactyla; Cervidae
Gene: ASPRV1
Product: aspartic peptidase retroviral like 1
Exons: 1
Coding region: 208-975 (255 amino acids)
Biological process (GO): proteolysis
Cellular component (GO): membrane
Molecular function (GO): aspartic-type endopeptidase activity
Source: RefSeq, a predicted model, not a curated record
GGCUCUGCAGAGUGAGCAGGCCACAGCUCUGCACCCAGCAGUCCGUCAGACAGCCUUCGCCUGGUCCCUCCAGCCUGCCAACAGCGGGCACCCAGCAACAGUCUGCUUAGAGAAGCCUUGUUCUCCAGCGUGAUUGCGCUGACACUGCUCUGUGGCUUUCUCUACCUGCCGUGGGUUGUUGCUGCAGUUCCAGAAGGGAGCAGAGGGAUGGCCGGGAGCGGAGCCAGGAGCCGUGAGCGAGCCUUCGUCCCAGAGCUUUUCGAUGGAGCCAACAUGGCCCCACACCUCUGGCUGCAUCGCUUUGAGGUCAUCAACGACCUCAACCACUGGGACCACAUCACCAAGCUGAGGUUCCUGAAAGAGUCUCUCAGGGGAGAUGCCCUGGGGGCCUUCAAUAGUCUCAGUCCCGAGGACCAGGGAAACUACGGGGCUGUGAAAGAGACCCUCCUGAAGACCUUUGGGGGGCCCGAGGCUGCCCACAGCCACCUGCCCAAGGAGAUCGUCUUUGCCAACAGCAUGGGUAAGGGCUACUAUCUCAAGGGGAAAAUUGGCAAAGUGCCCGUGAGGUUCCUGGUGGACUCCGGGGCCCAGGUCUCCGUGGUCCACCCGAGCUUGUGGGAGGAGGUCACUGAUGGUGACUUAGAUACGCUGCGGCCCUUUGAGAAUGUGGUGAAAGUGGCCAACGGGGCCGAAAUGAAGAUCUUGGGCGUCUGGGAUACGGUGGUGUCCCUGGGCAAGCUGAAGCUGAAGGCAGCCUUCCUAGUGGCCAACGCGAGUGCGGAGGAAGCCAUCAUUGGCACCGACGUUCUCCAGGAUCACAACGCCGUCCUGGACUUCCAGCAUCGCACAUGCACACUUAAAGGGAAGAAGUUCCGCCUUCUGCCGGUGGGAGGGUCCCUGGAAGAUGAGUUCGACCUGGAGCUCAUAGAGGAGGAGCCCUCCUCAGAGGAGGGGGGGCAGCAACUCUCUUGUUGAGAAGCCCCCUUUGCCUCACCCCUCAGAUAUUGGCGGGAGGACCCACUGUGGUGGAGGGGACAGGCACCUCUCCUCAGGGGGCCACUGGACUUGGCCAGUCCUCUAAAACCAACUCCCUCCCUCCUGCUCCCCACUUUCCUGCUCCCCUCCCCUCUCCUCCCUCUGCAGGGGCCUUUAUCUGCCCUGGUUAGGGGAAGCUUCCAUUGGAAAAGGGACGGGUGAGGAGAGCAGGCUGGCUGUCUCAGAGGGGAGGGGGUCCUUGUGGUUGUCACACUGCUGUUGGUGGCAAAGACUUGGAGGCUAGAAGAAGGUUCCAAGAAGGCUACAAUGAUGGUCUUAGAGAGAGGACUGGGGGACCCCUUCAGCUCCCCCGAGAUGUGGCUUGAUCACCUGUGGGCCAGGUAGUCUGACUCGACUGGGCUAGGUCCUGGCUGCAGGGUCCUUACAAGUAAGACCCAACCCUCAAGGCCAAGGUCAUGGCUGCUCUAGGAUUCUUCACUGUUGGGUCUUCCCACCUGCAAACUGUUUCCUUCUGUCAUUUGCUUUGAAACCCACUGUGUCUUGUGCCAAUAAUUCAUGACUUCAAACAGCAAUAAAGGAUGACUCAUGGAAAAA